Molecule: messenger RNA, 3072 nt
Organism: Sardina pilchardus (European sardine)
Lineage: Eukaryota; Metazoa; Chordata; Actinopteri; Clupeiformes; Clupeidae
Gene: fam13c
Product: family with sequence similarity 13 member C
Exons: 10
Coding region: 1-1461 (486 amino acids)
Source: RefSeq, a predicted model, not a curated record
AUGUUCUGCUUCUGCCUGCAGAGCCCCCUGCUGAAGCUCCAGGCGCUGGAUGGGGACGGCUGCCCCUCGCCGGGGGACUCCCCCGAGGACGAGGCACCCAGCCUGGGCACCAAGGAGGAGCCGCCGGCACAGGGCCCCUCCUGCUGGAGCCUGGGCAGCGAGAGGGAGCGCGACAGGGACAGGCAGAGAGACAGCCCCCCAGAGCCCCAGUCCCUGUUCAGAAGCCCCCAGGCGGAGGGCGGUUAUGUGGACCAGCAGCAGAGUCCAGGCCCCAGUCGACUGCUCCAUCACAUCACCGACGGCAACAGCCCUCUCCCAUCGCCACGGUGCCCCAGCCUCACCCAGAGUCAGCGCUUCAACAGUGACCCAGAGAUGGCCCCCUCGCCACCCUGCUCUCAGCAUCUAAUCAUGGCGCGGGGCCUGGCGAGGACAGAGGCGGAGGAGCCGGCGAAGGACGUGCCCUCCAUCCUCCUCCUCACCAAACACAUCCAGGCGCUCAAGAGGAAGAUCCGCCGCUUCGAGGAGCGCUUCGAGCAAGAGAUGAACUACAAGCCCUCACACAACGACAAAUCAGCCAACCCAGAGAUCUUCCGGCUGAUGAGUGAACUGGCUAAGACGCGCAAGCAGCUGAAAGAGCUGCGUUUGAAGCAGUCGGUGGAGGAGCUGGUGGACCCGGGGGAGGACAGCAAUGGCGGCGGCAGUGGCAGGUCCACUCAUCACCACCAGGGGGAGCCGCAGACUCAGCAGCAGCUGAACCAGCAGCAGCAGCACAGACCAACUCUGGAGGAGACGGUGGAGUCGCUGCUCAGGCGACUCAAGGAGAAGCGCCAAACCCUCGGCCUCCCGGAGAACAUGUUGGAGAUGACAUACGGGCAGAUGGCCCUGGAGAAGAUGACCCUGCAGAAGUGUUUGCUGUACUUUGAGAGCCUACACGGCCGCCCUGGCACGAAGCAGGACAAAAACCUGGUCAAGCCGUUAUACGACCGCUACCAGAUGGUGAAGCGCCUCCUGUGUGCGUCCUCGCCCAUCACCACCAUCGAGGAAGAGGAGGGGUCUGACGAAGACUGUGUGACGGAGGAGCCAACAGAGCCCUGCAGGCCAGCGGGGCCCGUGAGCACUGAGGAAGAGGGGGACAGUGACCCGACCUUCGUCUCUCCAAUAGACGAGGUCAAAGCUAUACGGCAUACUACUCCCCGACCGCCUGUAACCAUGGCAAACCUGCACGAGGCCUCCAGGUCGGAACUUCUUGCGUGUCUGCGGGAAACGCGAGUAGAGAAGAGGAGACGAAGAAAGGCCCUUCGCGAGUUUGAGGACAAUUUCAGUCGACAGAUGGGAAGGACGCCGCAGAAAGAGGACCGCGUUCCUUUGGCUGAGGAGUACCAGGAGUACAAGACCCUCAAAGCCAAGCUGCGCUUGCUGGAGGUUCUGCUGAGCAAACAGGAAACCACAAAGACAGUGUGAGGGAAUUUCUCUCUCCUCUCUUUUUUUCCCUGCCUCUCUUUCUCUCUCUCUCUCUCUUUUUAUAGUAAGUACUUUCUAAGUACAAAUUGAAUGAACUCAGUGGUUGGACCAAAAUAUUUUUUGUUGUUGUUCUUUUUGUAUUUUACAUGUUUGUGCCAUUAUGACACUUCAAUGCACUUUAUUGUACAGUUUUAUUUUAUUGGUGAACUUUGACACAGUACCAGAAACGAGGGGGGUUUUAUGUGAGAUGAACUGGCCUUCUGAGGGCGUAGACAAAGAUGCAACCUACAGAACUGUUCUAUGCCGUAUGUUCUGAAGUGUCACUAUAUAUAUCAUCAAGGUCUAAGACCAAAUGUAUCCCAAACACAGUGGAAACUGUCGGACAUUAAAAUGUUUCUUUUACAAAAAUAAAACAAAAAAUAGGUUACCUCCAUCUCGAAAAAUAUGGCACUUUACUUCAGAUCUGGAUUUCAAACCAAAGCCAAACCAUAUGCAAUUUUUCCACAGGACUUGCGAUUGUACAAGGAAGUUUUGUAAUUAUUGACCAAUUCAAGGUAUUCUUUCAAAUAGCUAUAUGCCACAGUGGGAAGAUUCAAUGGCAAAUGACAUUGCUGAUCUGUCUGAACAAAUUAUUAGUGUUUUCUUGUCAUGAAUAUUCAGAUGUCAUAUAAAUGAAUGACUGAUGUUAUGCAAAAACGAAAGCUAGCGUUGUAGGUAAAUUGAGGGAUUUUAAGAUGCUAAGUGCAUAAAUACAAGAGAUAUAGAAGAUACUGUGAAAUUCAGUCCGUAAUAUGUUAAACUGAGUUUAUAUUCAUUGAGAUAAUGACCAAUUACAGAAUACUAUGCAGCUAAGACACAACAAGGACUCGGUAUAAGUGCUAAGUUCUGCUGUCAUUAACCUUGCAAACUUGCAAUGGCAAAUAAUAAAAGGAGAGACAGGAAAAUACAGUAGGCAUGUUUGAGAACGUUUACUCCCUGUAUGAUAGAAAAGCACUACACUAAACACAGAGACAUUUGGUACUUAUCUGUCAAGUUUGCGAAAGUGCACAAACAAUAAAUGCAACAAAAACCAACGUAAUUUACUGCAUAUUAAACAAAACCUCCUCUGCAAGUACUAUCCCUAUGUGUGAAAGGAUUCUUUUGAUUCUCUUACCAUAUGAGUUGUAUCUAUGGUGAUCGCUGCUCCAACACUGUUAAGUGCAAUUCUGCUCAAGUAACUUUUUCCUUCUGAAAUUCCACACCCUACAAUUCCUUUCUCCAACAGGCUCCACUGCUGCCAACUGUUACAAUCUCAUUUUUGUAUUUUUUUGCAUGCCAACCAACGUAAAACUGUUGACUUGUGCUACAAUCAGAUAUGGAAAUAUAUAUGUAUUUAUAUGUAUGUGUGGUAUUUUCGUCCCAGACUGGAUUUGCGUGUACACAUCCUCUGUGACAACGGAAAAACUAAGCUGAAUGUUAGCUUUUAGUGCACGUUGUUUCUGAAUUUGUUAAUAUAUACAUAUUUAUUUAUUUUCCGUUCCAUUGUGAAAGCUCUUUUGUUUUGGUAUUGUGCACUUCUGGUUUGCUUCUAUUUUCUAUACAGUUAAAAAAUAAAUAUUUUUGUAUUUAUUA